Molecule: messenger RNA, 693 nt
Organism: Closterium sp. Yama58-4
Lineage: Eukaryota; Viridiplantae; Streptophyta; Zygnematophyceae; Desmidiales; Closteriaceae
Source: the annotation of a GenBank genome assembly
AUGCCUCGCGGCGAUAAUUUGCGCCGCCUGGCAACUGCGGCCUUGCGCCAUGGGCUUCCGCGCGCAGGCUUCACCGCGCAUAGCGCGCAAAACGUGCAAAGCUCGCUCCGCCUUCCCCGACACGGGCUUCCACCGCCUGGCCUCUGCUCCGCGCCGAUUUCCCCCUCUCUAGCCGAACCGCCCGUAACCUCCGCCCGAAUUCCCGCACAGGCGCAAUCGCCGUCGCUUAUGUUUCCUGCCGCGUCGCGUUUCCUUCCAUGCCGAUACGCAUCCACCUCCGUCCAUUCGACCUUCUCCUCUUCCCCCGCCGCCUCUCCCGCCGCAUUAGCCGCCGGAUCUGCCGCCGCGACGAAACCCGUCGAAGUUUCCGGCGCCGAUUCGCUGUUGCUUAGCUUGGGACUGAAACCGCUUCCGCUUUUUCCGGGCAGCCCUUCGUUACAAAAUCAGAAUGAAAUCGCUGCCGAGGGCUCUCAGGGAACCGACGCGAAGGUUCUGAAGGAAGUGCAAGUCAAGAGGCGGCGCAAGCAGAAUCUGGCGGAUAUUCUAUGGCGGCGCCCCGCGUGGGGGCAAGGGGCUAGAGUGGCGAAGCGGCACUGGCAGGAAGGCACCUUUUACGAAGUUUCACGAGUUCAAAUAGCCAAGACAGGGCGAACAGCAACAGUGUGGGGGAUAUUUCACCAGGAGGGUAAGUGA